Molecule: messenger RNA, 1356 nt
Organism: Botrytis porri
Lineage: Eukaryota; Fungi; Ascomycota; Leotiomycetes; Helotiales; Sclerotiniaceae
Exons: 7
Coding region: 1-1356 (451 amino acids)
Source: RefSeq, a predicted model, not a curated record
AUGAAUACUACAGCAUAUGCUUCACCACCUCGCGAUAUGCAUCCUCGAUCAACCAUGCCAAGUCUUCACGAUACAACAUAUCGACCUGGCCCACCUCAUCAGGGAGCGCCGUACUCGAUGCCACAAACAAUGGCAUCUCAACAUUCCACCAUUUCGGCCUACGAACAAUAUAACAAUUCUCUGCCUGUUUCUCGUCCUCCUCCUCCAGAGCAUUUGCCAUCCUCAGAGGCCGUGUCGUCAUUUUCUAUUGGGCUUCCAGGUCAAGAACCAUCACCUCGGUCUAUUACUGUAGAUGGGAGAAAAUAUACUUUGGAAGUUCAACAGCAACCAAAACGAGCUCGAAUGUGUGGAUUUGGAGACAAGGAUCGUCGGCCUAUCACUCCUCCUCCAUGCGUCAAACUUAGUAUAACAGAGAUUGCCACUGGGAAAGAGGUAGACGUCAACAACAUCGAACAUGGAAUGUUUGUGCUUAACGUAGACUUAUGGUCAGCGGAUGGCGAUCGACCAGUCAAUCUUGUCCGCCACUCGCAAACUUCUCCAUCGAUCUCAGCCACAGUUCCAGUAUCGUAUACACAAAUACAAGGAGGUGCAGCUGCAUAUUCGAGUCUACUUCCCGGACAAAGUCAACGAGAACCCACCAGCCCAACGUAUGGUAAUGCGCCACCUUACCAGGGAGCUGGUUUCAGUCCGUUUCCGGGCCCUCCACAAGUGAGCGCAUACUCACAGCAACAACCCGGACAACAGUCGGGUUACGGUGGAAAUCCCAACUACCCAUCUCCAAAUGGAUAUCAAGUACCACCUCAACAGUCGAACUAUUAUUAUCCUCAACCAUCUCAAUCCGUCCCAAGCCACAAUAAUCAAGAUCCUUACCCCUCUCGUCCUUUCACCCCACAAGAUAUCGGAUUAGGUCGCAUACCCAUAAGCCAGACAAAUCCCCCACAAGGAAUGUUCACACGAAACCUUAUUGGCAGUUUGUCGGCUUCUGCAUUUCGUCUUACAGACCCGGAUGACCGAAUCGGGAUCUGGUUUGUGCUUCAAGACCUUUCCGUCCGAACCGAAGGUGAUUUCCGCCUUCGAUUUUCAUUCGUCAAUGUUGGUGUGCCUUCAGCACCACAAAAUAACGCCAACUCAUCGUGUUCCGUUAACACUGGCAAGGCCCCUGUUCUUGCUUCAUGUUUCUCGGAGGUGUUUAAAGUUUACUCCGCAAAGAAAUUCCCUGGUGUGGUAGAAAGUACGCCAUUAAGCAAAUGUUUUGCUACACAAGGCAUCAAAAUCCCAAUCCGAAAGGAUGGAAAGGAUGGACCAGGAAAAGGAGGCAAAGAUGGUAGCCGAGGCGAUGACGACGAUGACUAUUAG